UAUAAUGCACAGUCGGUAGUUGAUAGGUGCCGUUGGUUCGACUUGAUUGCACAUCUGUAGUACGACGGGGUUUCGGCGUUUCACAAUAUCAGAGUAGGUUUGUGAGUUUGUGCUGUAGUUCGUAGAUAUACGUGUCACGACGUAUUCAGAUUUCGGAUAAAUAUUUACUUUCGAAAUAUUUAUUCGGUCAUCGCUUAUGUGUUAUUUAAUAACAAUUAACAUGCACUUCUAAUCAGGCGGCUUAUGGUACGUCACCAAUCAAUUAGGAAGUCUCAUCUAUCUAUUCCCACCGGUGGGCAGCGUGAUCGUAUCCUUCAUGCAAGACCGUUUCGGUCACCGGGUGUGCAUGAUGGUGGCCAACUUCACUCACUUGCUGUCCGUGGUCACGUUGAUGUUGUCCGGCGGCUCAGUCGGGUUGUACGCCAGCUCAGCACUGAUGGGCUUCAACGCGGGAUUCGUGACCAGCUUCUCACUGUCGUACUGCGGAGAGGUGUGUGACCCCAAGCUCCGCGGCACGCUCACCGCAGUACUCAACCUGUUCUACUACGCCGGUUACCUGUGCGUGACCAUGCUGUACGCAGUCACCGCUGACUGGCGACUGUCCGUGCUGUUCACCGCGAUUUUGUCGGUCAUCAAUGCUGCGAUCCUGUUCAAGUAUUAUUGCAUUCAUUCAAAAUCAAGUCCAGCUAUUGCGAUUCGUUUGUUCCGUUUUGUUGAUGUGAUCACCGGAUUACRAGGUCUCGACAUCCGCUGA
This is a messenger RNA of Diuraphis noxia (Russian wheat aphid), 754 nucleotides long. RefSeq lists its product as uncharacterized. Lineage: Eukaryota; Metazoa; Arthropoda; Insecta; Hemiptera; Aphididae. The record is from RefSeq and is a predicted model, not a curated record. Gene Ontology annotation, cellular component: membrane. Gene Ontology annotation, biological process: transmembrane transport. Gene Ontology annotation, molecular function: transmembrane transporter activity.